This is a messenger RNA of Anopheles nili, 2685 nucleotides long. It is a transcript of the gene sm, whose product is annotated as heterogeneous nuclear ribonucleoprotein L. The transcript has 14 exons. Gene Ontology annotation, cellular component: nucleus. Gene Ontology annotation, molecular function: mRNA binding. Gene Ontology annotation, biological process: mRNA processing; regulation of RNA splicing. NCBI's taxonomy places the organism in Eukaryota, Metazoa, Arthropoda, Insecta, Diptera, Culicidae. The record is from RefSeq and is a predicted model, not a curated record. The coding region runs from base 1029 to 2582 and encodes 517 amino acids.
UAGCAGCGCCCGUAUUUUUUUGAUCCCCUUCAUUGCAUUCGAAGCGAGCGGACGUGUUUCUCGCUGUGCUCCAUCGUCGUCGCAUCGUCGUGGACUUUCGCAGGCUUUCACAACAGCGCCCCAAAGUCGGCUGACCAUUUACCGGGCAGAGUUUCUGCUACGCGUCCUGCUGCGAAAUUAAACCCAGUGCCCAGUAGUGCAUCCGGAGUUCGAAGUGUACCAAAUUAAAGUGUCUGUUGUCUGGCGUAAAGAUAUCGUCCGCCGCGAGGCAAAUAUAGGCCCACCCUUUUUUCCCGUGUUUUCGUGCCGUGUAUGCUCUGAAGCGCGCCUCAGAGGCGUGUGUGCGUGUGCGUGUUUGUGCGCGCGCGUUUGUGAGAGAGUGCGAUCGUGUUUCAGGCGUGUGCUGGCAAUCAACGCACGAAGGCAGCCCUUCGAGCUUCAAGUAAAAAAAAAAGCAAAAGAAAAGAAAGUAAAAAGCCCUCCUCCCGGGCACAGGUGCGUGAGUUCUAGCGGCCAACAUUCGGCCUUCUAUCCCCCCAAAUUUCCUUUAAAUCGAAGUCGAUUAGUCGAUCAGUUGAGCCCCCGUCCAUUCUCUUACGAAGGGCUCGCAAUUAUUACCAAACAUUCACACGAAAAACCACACGAAACACACGAUCUCCCUCUCUCUGUCUCUCUCUGUCUGUCUAUUAUUCUAUUUCUAUCUCCCUCUAACGUACACUCUCACAUCUCGCUUGACUGACACCAACAGCUCUUGAGCAACAAACAGAAGCACACUUCAAUAUAGUAAAAAAAAAAGAAACAAAAAACAAACAAAUCUACAUCCACCAUAAAAAAAAACAACAACCGGCUGUUGUACAGCUUUGAAAAGCGCGCCACACAAGCUCUCACUCCGCCCCGGAAGAGCGCGGAAAAUUCCGCGUGUGCACUCGAAGGAAAACAUUCACCCAGGAAGCGAGCCGCGCAGGCUGCACACGGCGCACACCACGAUCGCGUUCACACAGCAGCAACAUCCCCCCGGUGCCGGUGUGAUGAUCAUGGCGUCGUUCAACGGUGGCAGCGCCGCGGGUGGCGGCGGCGGCGGUGGCGGAGGCCAGGACGGGCCGCACAACAAGCGGCUCUGCACCGGCCAGGAGAUGAGCGAGGUGCCGCUCAAUAGUCGGAACAAUAACAACAACAUCAACGUCACAGACGAACCGCGCCGGAAGCGUGAUGUUGCGACGCGCCCCAACCAUAUCCUGCUGUUCACGAUCCUGAACCCGAUCUAUCCGAUCACAGUGGACGUACUGCACACGAUCUGCCACCCAAAUGGCCAAGUGCAACGCAUCGUGAUAUUCAAGAAGAAUGGCGUCCAAGCGAUGGUUGAGUUCGACAGCAUAGAGUCAGCGACCCGCGCAAAAGACAGCCUGAACGGUUGCGACAUCUACUCCGGCUGCUGCACACUGAAGAUCGACUACGCAAAGCCAGAAAAACUCAAUGUUUACAAAAACGACAGUGACUCCAGUUGGGACUACACGCUGGUAGCUGCUACCACGGUCAAGGAGGUCGGUAAUGGACGCUCGCCCCUGCUCCAGGAUCCAACGCUCUUCGGUGGACGACCGCAGCCGUACAGUAAGUACCUUUCACCAUCACAUACACCCUACAACGAGUAUUCUCAACCUACUCAAGGAACCCGCUCAAAACCCGCUCUGCUAGGCGCCGGUGGAGGUAACGGAUUUCCGCCCAACUUUUCGCCACCGGACUUCCAUCCGUCGGAGAACUGGAAACCGGCCGCCGCCGGUACGCACGUCGGCCUGAUGAAGGACCCUCCGCUGCCGCGAAACGGACCCACCACCUUCAUCCAGCCACCGCAGCAACAGGGCGCAGUGAUGAUGGUUUACGGACUCGACAAUGGAACCGCCAACACCGAUAAGCUCUUCAAUUUGUUCUGCCUCUAUGGCAAUGUAGUGCGGAUAAAGUUCCUGAAGACGAAGGAAGGCACCGCCAUGGUCCAGAUGGGUGACGCCAUCGCGGUCGAACGUUGCGUGCAGCACCUGAACAACAUUCCAAUCGGAAAUGAUGGCAAAAUACAGAUCGCAUUUUCCAAGCAAAACUUUUUGUCCGAGGUCACAAACCCGUAUACCCUGCCGGAUCACACGCCCAGCUUCAAGGAAUACACCGGCUCGAAGAACAAUCGCUUCCUGUCGCUAACACAAGCGAGCAAGAACCGCAUCCAGCCACCGAGCAAGAUUCUUCACUUCUUCAACACGCCGCCUGGUCUGACCGACGAGCAGCUGAUUGCCGCAUUCGGCAGCAGCGAUUGCCACCCAUCGCAAGUACGCAUGUUCCCGCUGAAAUCGGAACGCUCCUCUUCCGGGCUGGUUGAGUUCCCAAGCGUCGCGCUAGCCGUCCAGGCGAUCAUGAAGUGUAAUCACACCGCCAUCGACCACAAAGGCACAAAAUUCCCGUUCAUCAUGAAGCUCUGCUUCUCGUCAUCGAAAACGAUGAACGGCGCGUGGAACAACGAGAACAUCGAGAACAUGAAGCAGGUCUCCGCCGUCCCGGUGACAGCCGGCGUCGAGGACGAACCGAUGCAGGCGCGAUAAAUCGGUCUGCGUUGUCCGCGCUGCGAUUCCACAACCCCCGGUCCCGAGGCAGUGCGGCUGGUGGUGUUCGCUGCGCCAGCGGAGGACACUCCGACUCAUCCCC